AUGUCUGGUGACGUGUCUCAGUGUGUCCCAAUGUCUGGUGAUGUAUCUCAGUGUGUCCCAAUGUCUGGUGAUUUAUCUCAGUGUGUCCCAAUGUCUGGUGAUGUAUCUCAGUGUGUCCCAAUGUCUGGUUAUGUAUCUCAGGGUGUCCCAAUGUCUGGUGAUGUAUCUCAGUGUGUCCCAAUGUCUGGUUAUGUAUCUCAGGGUGUCCCAAUGUCUGGUGAUGUAUCUCAGGGUGUCCCAAUGUCUGGUGACAUGUCUCAGUGUGUCCCAAUGUCUGGUGAUGUAUCUCAUUGUGUCCCAAAGUCUGGUGAUGUAUCUCAGUGUCUCCCAAUGUCUGGUGAUGUAUCUCAGUGUGUCCCAAUGUCUGGUGAUGUAUCUCAGUGUGUCCCAAUGUCUGGUGAUGUGUCUCAGUGUGUCCCAAUGUCUGGUGAUGUGUCUCAGUGUGUCCCAAUGUCUGGUGAUGUGUCUCAAUGUGUCCCAAUGUCUAGUGACGUGUCUCAGUGUGUCCCAAUGUAA
Candidula unifasciata is the source of this 516-nucleotide messenger RNA. NCBI's taxonomy places the organism in Eukaryota, Metazoa, Mollusca, Gastropoda, Stylommatophora, Geomitridae. The record is from the annotation of a GenBank genome assembly.